AUGCCAAAAAAUAAAGGAAAAGGUGGUAACAAGUGUCGUCGUGGUAAAAAUGAAAACGACGAUACCAAACGUGAAUUAAUACUUAAAGAAGAUGGACAAUCUUAUGCACAAGUAGAUCGUAUUUUGGGUAAUGGAUAUUUAGAAGCAUUGUGUUUUGACAGCACCGGUGGUAAAAAACGAUUAUCUCAUAUUCGUGGUAAACUACACAAAAAACAAUGGAUUAAUCAAGGUGAUGUCAUUCUUAUUGGACUUCGAGAUUAUCAAGAUUAUAGAGCAGAUGUUAUUAUGAAAUAUCAUGCCGAUGAAGCUCGUGAAUUAAAGCAAUUGCAUGAAAUUCCAGAUAAUAUUAAUAUCAAUGAUCCAUCAAUAAAUGUUAAUGAUGAAUCGGGCGUUGUCAUUGAUUUUUAUGACGGAUAUAAUGGUGAAGAAUCAAAAGAUGAUCAGAAAGGAUUACUGAAUAAUAUAGGACACCAACGAGCUGGUAAUGAUAGUCCAUCUGAAGAAGAACUAUAUGAUAUUGAAGAUGAUAAUAUCAAUUUUUUGUAA
Molecule: messenger RNA, 546 nt
Organism: Rotaria sp. Silwood2
Lineage: Eukaryota; Metazoa; Rotifera; Eurotatoria; Philodinida; Philodinidae
Source: the annotation of a GenBank genome assembly